Messenger RNA from Limulus polyphemus (Atlantic horseshoe crab), 918 nucleotides. RefSeq names its product protein obstructor-E-like. NCBI's taxonomy places the organism in Eukaryota, Metazoa, Arthropoda, Merostomata, Xiphosura, Limulidae. Gene Ontology annotation, molecular function: chitin binding. The coding region runs from base 75 to 770 and encodes 231 amino acids. The record is from RefSeq and is a predicted model, not a curated record. The transcript is spliced from 5 exons. Gene Ontology annotation, cellular component: extracellular region.
AAUAAAUUAGGACUAGUUAUAAAAGGCUAAUUUUAAUAUUUACUUCUCCAAAAUAGUUAGGUCAAAUUAAGGCAAUGAUUAUUUCGAGCAUAAUAUUUUUCGCCGGAAUAGUUCAAACCGGCUGGAGCCAGUGUCCCGAGCCUGAUGGAUAUUUUCCAGAUACUAGACAGUGCGAUCGUUACUUCAUUUGUAGAGAAGGGGUUAUCAGUGAAGGGCUCUGUCCUGACGGUCUGGCCUUCAACGAUAAAACUUCGUACCUUUCUCCUCGCUGUGAUUUCGUUCUCGACGUAGACUGUAGUACGAGGCCGGAACUUCAACCUGCUCAACCCUCUGAGCACUGUCCUCAUCAAUGGGGUGACUAUCCUCAUGAGACUGAUUGUGGAAAAUUCUGGAAGUGUGCUGAAGGAGUUGCUUAUGGCUUCGACUGUCCUGUUGGUUUAGCUUACAAUCUCAAUAAAAGAGCAUGUGAUUGGCCAGAUUUAGUACCAGAAUGUGACAGUGAAGCAUUUUUAGGCUUCAAGUGCCCUGUUCCAACCCCCGCAGAAAUUCAGUUGUUCGCUAACCCACUUUAUCCGCAUCCAACAGACUGCAAGAAACUCUUUGUGUGCGUGAUAGACAUCAACGAUCCUAGCCGGAGCAGGAGACUCCCGCGCCUGUUGGCCUGUGAAGAUUAUCUUGUGUUUAACCCUAUCAAAUCAUCAUGUGACGCUCCGGUGAACGUCACUGGAUGUGAAAAUUACUACGAAAACUUUGUGAAGCAGACGUUUUAACUUCAUGUAUUUGAACCCAUCUACAAAUUGAUAAGUUUAUUUGCUAUGUUAAACGUUUUAAAUAAAUUUACAUGUUGUAGGAAAUUAAACUUUAUCGUUCAUUGUUUUUUAACAUUGUUUUAUUUCUGCUUGAGAGUUAAAUCUGUAC